This is a messenger RNA of Prorocentrum cordatum, 456 nucleotides long. The record is from the annotation of a GenBank genome assembly. NCBI's taxonomy places the organism in Eukaryota, Dinophyceae, Prorocentrales, Prorocentraceae.
GUGCUGAUCUCCACCUUCGAGCGGCCGGGGCUGCUGCUGGAGGCCCUGGCGCAGGUCGCGGCCCAGGACUACGGCGGCGACGUGGAGGCCGUCGUGGUGGACGACAGCGCGGAGUCCCUGGAGGGAAGGAGCACGGCGGCGGAGGUCCUGUGCGUGUGGGACGACGACGACGUGUUCACGAGGCACAGGCUCCGGAGACAGGUGGAGCACCUGCUGGGCUGGGACGGCGGGGGCGGCGUGCCCUGCUCGGGCAUCGAGGUGGCGUACAUGUACUCGGUGCCGACGCGGGGGCUGAGCUUCCGCCCGCCGCGCCUCCCACAGCUGGUGUUCGAGAACACCCUGUCUUCACGCGCGACUGGUGGACGUCGGGCGGCCACGGCUUCGGAGAGCCGUGGGAGGUGUCGGGCCAGGGCGAGGGCACCCUGGAGCCCUGGUGGGAGCAGGUCUGCCCUCUGA